Messenger RNA from Syngnathus typhle (broad-nosed pipefish), 2328 nucleotides. RefSeq names its product prostaglandin E receptor 4 (subtype EP4) c (gene ptger4c). The record is from RefSeq and is a predicted model, not a curated record. The coding region runs from base 143 to 1570 and encodes 475 amino acids. Gene Ontology annotation, molecular function: prostaglandin E receptor activity. NCBI's taxonomy places the organism in Eukaryota, Metazoa, Chordata, Actinopteri, Syngnathiformes, Syngnathidae. The transcript has 2 exons. Gene Ontology annotation, biological process: positive regulation of cytosolic calcium ion concentration; inflammatory response; cellular response to prostaglandin E stimulus. Gene Ontology annotation, cellular component: plasma membrane.
CAUGCGGGAGAAAAACACUUGAAGUGAGCGGCAAGUCGCAACAGGUGCUCUUUUCUGGAUUUGUUUCAAUUAUUUGUGGGAUGACAUGCUGCAAGUAAGAAAGUAAAAACGGCUUAGCUUUUUGUUCGUUGUUGUUUUCUAAAUGAUGAUCAACGACACCAUAGCGUUGGACACGAACGGUUCGGAGCCGGCUUUCUCCCUGGGUCACAACCACAGCGCGUUCCCCGCGCUGAAACUCGAAUCCCGGUCACUGGUCACCUCGGCCACCAUGUUCGCUGUGGGCGUCCUGGGGAACGUGAUCGCCAUCGUGGUGCUGUGCGUCUCCAAGAAGGAGCAGAAAGAGACCACCUUCUACACGCUGGUGUGCGGUAUGGCCAUCACGGACCUUCUAGGGACGUGCUUCACCAGCCCGGUGGUGAUUGCCACCUACGUGGCAAGCCGGUGGCCCGGUGGAACGCUUCUGUGUCACUUCUUCUCCUUCUCCAUGCUCUUCUUUGGCUCGGCCGGCAUGUCCAUCCUGUGCGCCAUGGCCGUGGAGAGAUACCUGGCCAUAAAUCACGCCUACUUCUACUCGCAGCACAUAGACAGGACCAUGGCGCGCUUCGCCCUCCUCACAGUCUACCUGGCCAACAUGGUCCUGUGCGUCAUGCCCAGUUUCGGCUUCGGUCAGCAUGUUACACACUUCCCGGGAACUUGGUGCUUCCUAGACUGGAGGGCGAUGGAUCCACUGGGUGCCUGCUAUUCCUUCCUCUACGGCGGGGUGAUGCUGCUGCUCAUCGCCGUCACGGUGCUGUGCAACCUGGCCGUGUGCAAGUCUCUGGUGGGCAUGAGCCAAAGGACCGGGAUCGUCAGGGCCGAGGUGUGCGAGCAGGGCGGCUCAAGAAGACGCUUCCCCCGGCUGCAGUCGGUGUCCUCGGCAGCGGAGAUCCAAAUGUUCUGGCUGCUCGUUUUCAUGACUAGCGUUUUCCUGGUGUGCUCCAUUCCUCUCGUGGUGCGAAUCUUUGUGAAUCAGAUUUAUGACCCUGCUUAUAUAUCCGCCGGAGGAAAGCCUGACUACCGAAGCGAUCUGCUGGCCAUUCGCUUCGCCUCCUUCAACCCCAUUUUGGACCCGUGGGUGUACAUCCUGUGCCGAAAGAACCUGCUUCUGAAGGGCUGCCAGAAGCUGAAGCUAGCAAUGACUCGUGUGAAAGAGAGCAGCGGAGACCACAUGGGCUGGGUGGGGCAGGACUCCCCUCCAUCUUUCAACACACACGACACUAGCUACGCAUCCAUACGCCGGAAAGACGUGGGGCGGCAAGUGGCUGCCGAGGACACGCCAUCAUUCACCAACUUCGCCAUGAGACACGCGUGGGACUACGACACAGCUCGGGUCAAUUUCCACCCGUUCAGCGUGGAAGCGAGCGCUGUGCCCGAAGGCGAACAUGAAACAGAGGAGGAUGCAAAACAGCAGCAGGGGGACUCAGUGAAGGCCUCACCGGGACAGCCUGCUUCUACGCAUGUCAGGACAGGCGAGAUGGUCACGUGCAUGUUUAGCACCCCGAGCUCCUGUCAGUCAGAGAAAUGUCUCUAAUGCAAUGUUUCCUGACUUUUACUGAGCCAAAGCAUAUAUUUUAUAUUUGAAAAAUGUCAUGGCAGGCACAGAACAUCAGAUGAAAGACCAACAUUUUAAAGCUUAAAAUUAAUAAUUAAACUUGCUGAACAUAGGUUUGGGGAAUAAAGUAUGGUAAAAGAUGAUUAUUUAUAAAUACGUAUUAUAUAAAUUUUUCAUAAUGGCAUGUUAAUUAUGAAUAAUUUUGACAACUUCACAGAUAAACAUGAGAGCAGAAAACUACCAAGAAAACACUUUAAUUCCAUUCCAGUACACGAAGGGGCUCUUCUAUCGUUCAGGGUUAGUCUCACUCGGAAAUCUGGACAAUGUGAAAAAUGUGGGUUAGAAAAAAACUGCUGCCAAUUUCCAAUUAAGGAAAUGUGUACAAAUAAUCAUUUUUAUACCCAAUGGGUACAAACUAAAGUUAACGUACUGUAUCAAUUUAUUGUGACUCAUUUGUGUAUUAACACAAUGCAUGAUGGUGUCAAGAUGUACUUUUAAAACAUGCUGCAAAUCUUCUCUGUGCCAUAGAAAGGUGAUACAGGGAGGGACAACUGAAUGUAUACAAUUGGUCAAAGUCUUGUUACCUUUGGUUUUAUGCAACUUGCAGUGUUUUGAUAAAUUCUAAAAGAAAAAAAACGUACUUUUACGACGUGGUGCUUGUUGAACGUGUGCGAAGAAUUAAAACAACACUGACCAGCGUACGGACGCUUCUCAGCCUGUCUUGAUGUUCCCGUUCA